Molecule: messenger RNA, 3804 nt
Organism: Lucilia cuprina (Australian sheep blowfly)
Lineage: Eukaryota; Metazoa; Arthropoda; Insecta; Diptera; Calliphoridae
Gene: tst
Product: helicase SKI2W
Exons: 7
Coding region: 76-3675 (1199 amino acids)
Biological process (GO): nuclear-transcribed mRNA catabolic process, 3'-5' exonucleolytic nonsense-mediated decay
Cellular component (GO): Ski complex
Molecular function (GO): RNA binding; ATP binding; RNA helicase activity
Source: RefSeq, a predicted model, not a curated record
CGAAUUUGCUGAAAUUGCAAUAAACAAAGUGAGGAGUACGAAAGCAAAAACAAUUGUUGAUGGAAUUUUGGAAAAAUGGCCACUGUUGAUGAUGAAAAUAUUAAAAAAUUACAAAACUAUAUACUCUCACCAGAGUUAUCAAUACACGAUCCGCUGCCGGAUAUAAUACCUCGAAAAUUCAAUGAAAUGCGUUUGUUGAAUUUGCCGCGAGGACCGGCGAGCACAAAAUUGGUACCCAAACGAGAUUUGAUUACCGGUCAAAUUAGCGCAUUUGUUGAAGUAGAUUUGGAAGAUGUGGGAGCAAAUGCCAAUAAUUCGACGUCAAUGAAACGUGAACCGGGUUUGUUAGAUGAAGUAACUAGAGGAUCGGCCAUGAAUUAUCCUUUCUGGCCGGGCGGUUUAGAUGAGCCGGCUAAGGAAAUUAUACGUUUAGAAACACAAGGUUUCGAAAUUGAGGGAGAGUUAUUAACUACUCCUCCGGGUUUUAAGACUGGUUAUGAUUUUAAACUUAAUCCCAAGUACAAGGAAGAGCUUUACAUCCCCAUCAAAGCAGAGGAAAAUGUUAAUUUGCUUAGAAAUCUAGAAGAUGAUUUAGAUGUCCAGGAAUGGCUGAAAAUGACCCAAAAUGAAGAUGCGGAACACAAGUCGGAAUCAAACUGUUUAAAUAGUCAGCCAGCGGAAGAAUUUAAAGAUGUAGAUGAGCAUAUAAUGGCUUCAGAACUGAAACCUGUAUUGGAAAUUUCCAACACCAAAGAAACGAAUUUACGUACAGAAUGGGCCGAAAUGUUGGAUAUUUCACAGCCGAUUACCGAUUUUAAGGAGAAAAUACCCUGUCCUGCCAUGAGCUAUCCCUUUGAGUUGGAUACUUUCCAAAAACAAGCCAUAUUAAAACUAGAGGAAAGGCAAUACGUAUUCGUGGCGGCACAUACUUCGGCUGGCAAAACAGUGGUGGCAGAAUAUGCCAUUGCUUUAUCACAAAGAGAUUUGACACGCACUAUCUACACUUCACCCAUUAAGGCUUUAUCUAAUCAAAAAUAUCGAGACUUCAAAAAGACUUUUAAAGAUGUUGGUCUUAUUACCGGCGAUCUACAAAUUGAUCCCACUGCCACCUGUUUGAUCAUGACCACAGAAAUCCUGAGAUCUCUACUUUAUUGUGGUAGUGAUAUUACACGUGAUUUAGAAUAUGUCAUCUUUGAUGAGGUACACUAUAUUAAUGAUCCAGAUCGUGGUCACGUUUGGGAAGAAGUUAUUAUUCUAUUACCCGAUCAUGUUAAUAUCAUAAUGUUAUCGGCCACUGUGCCAAAUACUAUGGAACUGGCUGAUUGGGUAGGCAGUACUAAAAAACGUAAAGUAUAUGUGAUAAGUACUCUGAAGCGUCCGGUUCCUUUAAUGCAUUAUCUGUAUACCGGAUCUGGUGGCAAGAGUAAAGAUGAUAUUUUUCUGUUGGUCGACGAACAUGGUCGUUUCUUACAGGAUGGCUAUGAUAAGGCGGUCGAGAGGAGAGAGGCAAUGCAAAGUAAAACGAAAAGAAUGGGCGGUGGUACGGGAGCUAAAAAUCAAUCAACCACACCGAAACAGGAUCAGAAUACAUGGAUUGGUUUAAUAGAUUUUCUAAAGAGGAAUGAUAAAAUGCCAGUGGUGGCAUUUACAUUGUCGAGAAAUCGUUGUGAUAGAAAUGCUUUGGCUCUCCAAUCUAUUGACUUAAAUACUGCACGUGAGAGAGGUUCUGUAGAAAUGUUCUUCCAACAGUGUUUGUCGAAGCUAAAACCACCAGAUCGCGUCUUGCCCCAGGUUUUAACCAUGAAAGACUCUCUUGGUCGGGGUAUUGGUGUACAUCACAGUGGCAUUUUACCUAUACUAAAAGAGAUUGUGGAAAUGCUCUUUCAAUCUGGUCUGGUGAAACUUCUCUUUGCCACAGAAACAUUUGCUAUGGGCGUUAAUAUGCCAGCACGAACUGUCAUAUUUGAUUCUCAUCGUAAAUUUGAUGGCUUAGAAGUUCGUAAUCUUAAACCGGGCGAAUAUAUACAAAUGGCAGGCCGUGCUGGACGCAGAGGUCACGAUAAGAAUGGUUGCGUUAUUUUAUUGUGCAAAACGAACGUACCCCCGGUACAGGAUUUGCGUUCUAUGAUUUUGGGAAAACCAGAAAAACUAGAAUCACAAUUUAUCUUACGUUAUGCUGUUAUAUUGACCUGUCUACGUAUUGAAAGCAUUAAGGUAGAGGAUAUAAUGAAGUAUUCAUUCAAGGAGUUCAAUCAAAAGUUGCAGUUGCCAGCUCAACAAAAACAAUUGGAAGUGGCCCAAAAUAAGUUCUCACAAAUGCCCGAACUGGGUGAGCAUUUACAGCCUUUAUCAAAGUUUUAUGAUUUGGCCUGGGAGUACAUAACGGAAAAACAAAGACUUAUGAAAUUUUUAAUAGCUCAACCAAAAAUUGUGAAAGAACUUAAAGUAGGCCGCAUUGUAGUGGUAACUAAAGGAAACCACUACAAUAAAGUAGGAGUGGUUUUGUCCAUUAAAGCUGUUGUUGGUAAGGAUGCAGUUUAUCGUGUAUUAGUAUUGGAUCAUCAAUUUAAAACGGAUAACAAGGACGAAUUCCAGCGCGGUGAGAUGUAUUAUAAAAUGGUUGCUCUUACUCCUCAGCAUAAAUUCUUUCACCCAGAAGGUAUUGGAGGUCACAUAAUACUUGAUUUAAAGGCACCCGAUUUUGUAGAAAUUACCAAAUAUUCUAUGAAAAUUGAAGCAGAUAUAAUUAUUCGCAAUUGGGAACAAAGACAAAUUGAACGCUUUAAAGAUUCGCCUCCCGCUAGUACAGUGGUUAAAGUUGUUUCCGAAUUACAUCAAAUAAAUGAAAACUACAUACAAAAUCCUGAUACUUUGAAAUUUAUCAAUAUGUCGAAGGAAAUCAAUGUGAAUGCCGAUACGGAAAUGGCUCAAAUACGUUAUUUGGAACAUGUAUGGCGUCAACUGCAAGAGAUCUUACCGCAUACUAACAUUGCAGGCUUCGAACAAGAAUUUGCCACUGUCUACGAGCGUAAAAUACUCGAACAACGUAUUGAAGAACUGAAAUUUAAAAAUUCAACGAAAAAUCUUUCUUUAUAUCCCGACUACUGUAACAAAUUGGAGGUUUUAAGAGCUUUAAAGUAUAUCGAUGAAUUGGAUGAAGUUACUCUCAAGGGUAAAGUUGCCUGUGAAAUGGGACAAAAUGAAUUGCUGAUCACAGAGUUAAUACUUUGUAAUAUGUUUAAUGAUCUGGAGCCAGCCGAAAUAGCUGCCUUAUUGUCUGGUUUAGUGUUUCAAGCUAAAAUUCAGGGUGAACCCGUCAUACCUGAAAAACUGAAAAAGUGUGUCAAAGAAUUCGAAGAAAUCAAUGAUAAUAUAUUGGCUGAAGAGUUGAGACAUCAUGCUGUGGCCGAAUCGGAAGAUCGUUUAAACUUCGGUUUACUUGAGGUAGUUUAUGAAUGGGCUCGCAAUAAGCCGUUUGCUGAAAUAAUGAAACUUACUGAAGUGCAAGAGGGUAUUAUUGUUCGUUGCAUUCAACAAUUGGAUGAGACAUUACGCGAUGUCAAAACAGCCGCUAUACGCAUUGGUAAUCCCGAUUUACAAUCUAAAAUGGAAGAGGCCUCGAAUGCCAUUAAACGUGACAUUGUAUUUACGGCCAGUUUGUAUACAACAUUUUAAAACUCGUUGUUUGCAAAUGGUGGGUAAGUUUAUGUAUUUUUUAUUCAUAAAUAUAAUUAAAAAUUGUAAUUAGAAAUUUCUACACAAAUUGCUCAAAGCAAUAAAUUGUAAUAAUGUUUUUAUAUAAAA